Molecule: messenger RNA, 2029 nt
Organism: Heterobilharzia americana
Lineage: Eukaryota; Metazoa; Platyhelminthes; Trematoda; Strigeidida; Schistosomatidae
Source: the annotation of a GenBank genome assembly
UAACUUAUUGGACACCAGAAAUGUAUUGAAUAUUGUUUGCUUUGUUUGGUUAUCUUAAUUGACUAAAACGUUGCAUCUCAAAAUUUUAGAUUUAAUCUGAGUUAUCGACAUAUCAGUUUGCAUGGCCUGAAGGAAUGAGCCUAGAAAAAGCAACCGAUGAACAUAGGGAUGAAUAUCCUGAUAGAAGCGAAAACAAGGAGGUUGUUUUCGUAACCAAUUCACCUUCAGACAAUUCGAAGCGUAAACGUUAUCUGACUGCCAAAUAUGAUAGACGAACACGUCAAAAAAUCGGAGAAAAAAUCCGCCUUGAAAACUUUGUUUUUGAACAGCUACGUUUUCUUUAUUGUACACAGGUUGAUGAUUACGAUUGCGAUAUUGAUUUAGAUGAAAUAAUUGCUCUUAAGACGAACGAAGAAAAAGAAUGCAACUUAAAAGAGAAGCUUAGAUCUUGUCCGGCCAAACAAGAGCAGAUUGACAAUGAAUAUAUUAUGCGAGUUUAUACAGAAUCUUUUAAGAAGAUUGAAAAGUGUUGCAUAGUUUUUUGUCCAUUGGUAAAAUCACUCCUAAGUUGGAGAGUUGAACACUUGUCCUGGUUUGUGAAUGUAUCCGAAUCUAAAAUACGCAUACGAUUCAGUGCAUGCGUUUAUGUGUAUUGUGUUAAUACCAUGAUUCUGAAUUAAAAUGCUUCAUUAAUUCUUAUUAUUUGCAGAUAAUAUCCUGACUGCUUCCCCAAGCUUUACGCUAAUAAUUUUUCUCUUUUGACAAUAGACAGGGUGGAAAGCAACAAUUUCUUAGUCUUUAUCUUAUUUCCUAUUUACUUUUUCAAACCUAAUUCAUCUUUCCUUGAGCCCUGUCUUAUUUUUAUCUUCCCCUAUUCUCAGUCAGUAAAAUAGUCGUAUUCAGUACAUGCUACAAGUAACAAACUUUGUUUUCUCUAUCUGUCUUAUUUAAUUUCUUUCCUGUUCAUAGUAUUCUUGUGAACAGUAUAAAUAAUCAUUGUAGUCUUUUUGUACUCCAUCAACAUGUGUACAUGUAGAAUUCAUAACAUAUUUCUUCUAUUGUUUAAUGUCAAAGUAAGAAGGAUCUAUAAUGAAUGGUUGUAAUAUAUUCUCACAGUUCCAGUGAAGUGUUCACUUAUACUUUUACUUGAUACCUGUUUUGUAUGAUUUGUUUUCGCUUGUUGUGUGGUGAUGAAGUUAUAGGCAGUACAUUUACUUAUAAACUGUUCUAACCGUGGAAUGGCAUACAAAUUCUGAUGACUGUUACUGAAUCGUCAGAUUUAGAUGCAGGAAUCAGUUGAAUAAUUAUGGAUGAAAUGUUUAGGAAACCGAUGUACUUUAGGUGAUUCGAAUUAAUUUCACUCAGCGUUCCAGUCGGAGUUUUUACCAAUGAGUUGUUUGCAGCAGAAACAAGACCUUUGCUAAUAUAAUUUAUAGUGAAUUCUAGUGGAAUGUGAUGAUAGCUUUCAGUAUAAUCUGUAUUUCAGCAUUCAGGUAUGCCUCUAAACCCCUUCAGUCUUUCGAAAUUUCGAUUCCAAUCCAAAGGAAAAAGUUUCUACAAACACUACAAUAGUGUCUACAAGUUUACUUAGUUAUCAUAUCUUCUGUUAUACAACAGAUAAUAAUUGUUAUGAGAACUUAUAACUUCCCUGCAAGAACUUAGUGAAUUGAAGUUAUCAAUAAAGAAGCUACCGAUCCAUAUCAUCAUCAAGUCUAGCCUUAUGUAAUUGCAUAAAUAAAUUCCAUCCCACUUUGGUAAAUAGUCUACUUGGGCUUUGAUUCUCAAUUGAACGUUUUUUACUUUACAGUGAACAAGUAAGUUGGAGCAUUAAAAAGUUCAGUAGUAGUGAUUAUUCGUAUUGAAAUUAAGAUUUAUUUUGUUGUGAGACGGAUCAUACUAUAGUUUACUUUAGAUGUAAUCAAAACAUUUGUUUGAGGUAUUAACUUUCAAACCUGUGAUUUUUUUCACGGUUGACAAAUGAUAUUCGGCCUAACAAUAUUGUAGUGAUGUGAAGAAAUUUUAGCAGAAC